This is a messenger RNA of Thlaspi arvense, 192 nucleotides long. NCBI's taxonomy places the organism in Eukaryota, Viridiplantae, Streptophyta, Magnoliopsida, Brassicales, Brassicaceae. The record is from the annotation of a GenBank genome assembly.
GUGAUAUAUGUGAGACCUGAAUAUGAAGCUAAUCUUGAUUCCCUUGUACAAGACACUAUCCGGCUCACAACUUAUGCUAAAGAUAUAUGCUCAGAGUCCUGUGAAAAACCAGAACCUUAUGUUGGUGAGACAAAUACAGCUUCUGUCCAUAUGAGAUGGUCAAGAUUACUUGAGCUUAAAAUGAAGAAGUAG